CGCUGAGCACCGACAACCUCCGAUUAGCUGGACGCUCAGCUGCUACGUACGGUGGUGCGAAAGAAAAUUCAACUCACCAUGUCCAUCUCGGCCCUGCCGCUGCUGCUGCUGCUGGGGGUGGUGGUGGGAGCCCAGCAGGAGAGGACCAUCUGCACGGGCAUCAACGGGAUCCCCGGACAGCCCGGAGCCCCGGGGCAGCACGGGACCCCUGGGGCUCCCGGGAGGGACGGCAGAGAUGGCGUUACCGGAGCACCCGGAGCCAAGGGAGACCUCGGGGCUCGAGGCUUGACUGGGGACCCAGGUCUGCCUGGAAAGCUGGGCCCUCUUGGCCAACCGGGGCGCGCGGGGACUCCAGGAGUCCCAGGUGAGCAGGGCGAAAGAGGCGAGAAAGGCGAGCGGGGAGAGAGCGGCGUGGGGCCCAGGUCGGCCUUCUCCGCGAAGGUCGGCGCUUACACGCCGGCGGCCGGCUCCCCCAUGAAGUUCAACGUCAUCAUCACCAACCCGCAGGGCCACUACAACCCCGGCACGGGGAAGUUCACCUGCGCCCACCCAGGCGUUUACUAUUUCACGCUGUACAUGCAUGCCCAUGAAAAGCACCUCGUGGUUAUGAUAAUGAAAAACGGGAAUUUAAUCUCUAAAGUGACCGGUGAAAAAUUAUACCCAAUAAGUGCCAGCGUCGUGCUGAGUCUCAAAGCCGCUGACGAGGUGUGGCUGGAGAUGGAGGCUCCGUACAUUCACUUGUUCAUCAACAUACACAAAGAUGCAGUGUUCAGCGGCUUUUUCCUGUACCCUGAGUGAAUAGUUUUUGUAUCCAUCGCCACAUCUGUGAAGACAGAUUGGGAACACAUUCACAUGGAUGUGCAUGCACCCCCCCCCCCCCGUGUUAAACAGAGCUUUUGGGCAAUAUCUCAAAUAUGCUCGGCUUGCCCAAAGCUCUGUUAAUGACUGCUAAUUUUCGGAUGUGAUAUUUUCUCACCAGAGGAAAAAUAGGCCCAGCACUUUUUCUCAGCCACAUCUCUCCUUCA
Molecule: messenger RNA, 1025 nt
Organism: Lethenteron reissneri (Far Eastern brook lamprey)
Lineage: Eukaryota; Metazoa; Chordata; Hyperoartia; Petromyzontiformes; Petromyzontidae
Product: complement C1q tumor necrosis factor-related protein 5-like
Molecular function (GO): protein binding
Source: RefSeq, a predicted model, not a curated record